Messenger RNA from Rosa rugosa (rugosa rose), 2204 nucleotides. Its product is annotated as putative wall-associated receptor kinase-like 16. Gene Ontology annotation, cellular component: plasma membrane. The record is from RefSeq and is a predicted model, not a curated record. NCBI's taxonomy places the organism in Eukaryota, Viridiplantae, Streptophyta, Magnoliopsida, Rosales, Rosaceae. Gene Ontology annotation, biological process: cell surface receptor signaling pathway; protein phosphorylation. Gene Ontology annotation, molecular function: protein serine/threonine kinase activity; ATP binding; calcium ion binding. The coding region runs from base 119 to 2131 and encodes 670 amino acids. The transcript has 3 exons.
GGUUGUUUCCUGCGAGAAGGGUUCAACCUCGCUUGUGACGCCGAAUCCCCAAAAUUCGCGAUUGGUAGAGUCCCUGUUACCAACAUAUCGCUUGCUGAAGGUGAGCUAGCUGCAUUUAAUGACUCUCAAAGCCUAUGAUUGCUAUGACGAAUAUGGUAAUAUGACAGAACACCGUUCCCCAGAGUUCGUGUUCCCUCCUUCGUUCACCAUCUCUAGUACCAGAAAUAAGUUUACGGCCGUUGGCUGUGAUACUUAUGCACUUCUGCAAGGGAACGGCGCUGAUGAAGAUACGUACCAAACGGGUUGCAUGUCCAUAUGCAACAAUCUUGACAGUGCUGUUAACGAGUCAUGCUCUGGCAUCGGGUGUUGCCAGACUUCCAUCCCUAUCGGACUCAAGAAUCGAACAUUCAUAUUGGCUAGCCCUUCUAAACAUAAGAAGGUAUGGGGGUUCAACCGCUGCAGCUACGCCUUCAUUGUGCAAGAAGACAAGUUCACAUUCAACCCUAAAACAAGUUUUCCAGUACUGUACAACACCGAAAGGCUUCCCACGAUUUUUAACUGGGAAAUUCAGGAUGGGCCAUGUGCCAAAGCUCAAAAGAGGUCCGACUAUGCUUGCAAGGCAAAUAGCAAGUGUGUGAACAGAACCAUCAACAGCCAGACUGAACCGUCUGGUUACUAUUGCCAGUGCUUGCCAGGCUUCGAAGGGAACCCAUAUCUCCCAAAUGGUUGCCAAGAUAUUGAUGAGUGCAAGGCUUCACAAAUUGACCUCUGCCACAAUGGAAGGUGCACAAAUUUUGAAGGAAAUUACUCAUGUUUAUGUAACAAAGGUUUCAGAAACCAAGAUCCGUGGAGGUGCAUCAAAGACAACACCGACAAUCAAUCUGCUAGAAAACUCUUUCUCAUUUUAAUGGGUACUGGCAGUGGUGUUGGACUCUUGUUGCUUGUUAUUGUUGCUUGGUGGUUCCGUGAUGUCAUGAAGAAGAGGGAAGACAGAAUACGCAAGGAAAAAUUUUAUAAACAGAAUGGUGGUUUAUUAUUAGAACAACAAUUAUCUUCGGGAGAAGUUAAUGUUGAAAAAAUUAAGUUGUUCAGUUCAAAGGAAUUAGAAAAAGCAACAGAUCGUUUUAAUGUAGACAGAAUUCUUGGAGAGGGAGGCCAAGGUACCGUUUACAAGGGAAUGUUGACAGAUGGGAGAAUUGUUGCGGUAAAGAAAUCUAAACUAGCUAAUGGAGGUGAAGUUGAACAAUUCAUUAAUGAAAUUGUGAUUCUUUCACAAAUUAACCACAGGAAUGUGGUUAAACUAUUGGGUUGUUGUUUAGAGACCGAAGUUCCUCUCUUAAUCUAUGAAUUUUUGCCCAAUGGAACACUUUCUCAGUAUAUUCAUAAUCACCAAGAUGAGGAGUUUCCUUUUACAUGGGAGACGCGUUUGCGAGUGUCAACCGAAGUUGCAGGAGCUCUUUUCUAUUUACACUCGGCAGCUUCUUAUCCUAUUUACCAUCGGGAUAUCAAGUCUACAAACAUCCUCUUAGAUGAUAAGUAUAGAGCAAAAGUUGCAGACUUUGGGACUUCAAGAUCAGUUUCUGUUGAUCAGACACAUCUUACCACACUAGUACACGGAACAUUUGGUUAUUUAGAUCCGGAGUACUUUCAGUCUAGCCAAUUUACAGACAAGAGUGAUGUGUAUAGUUUUGGUGUGGUUCUUGUUGAGCUCUUGACAGGACAAAAACCAGUUUCUGUGACAAGGUCGCAAGAAAGCAGAAGUCUAGCAACUUAUUUCCUUAUUUCCAUGGAGCAGAAUUGUCUGUUUGAUAUUAUCGAUGCUCAGGUUAUGAAGGAUGGUGGGAAAGAGGAGAUUACAAAAGUAGCUAACAUUGCAAGGAGAUGUUUAAAUUUGAAUGGAAAGAAUCGUCCUACUAUGAAAGAAGUAGCAGCGGAGCUGGAGGAAGUUCGAUCAACAAUAAAAUCUUCUGAUCAUGUUGGACAAAUUAAGUUGGCAGAGGAAGGAGAUUUUAGAGCUCAUGAAAUUACCACCAAGGCUUAUUGGGAUGUUGUUUCUACAUCAACCGGUCCUUUUACAGAUGGUGGUACUGGAUCUUCAUGCGAUGUACAACCACUGUUGUUUUCCAAUUAAUACAUAUUAUGUAUUAGUGAAUAAAUGUUUAUUGUAAGGCGCGCAUGUAGCUGGUCUUGCAUCGUUUUAUAUA